AUAUGGCAAUCUGCUCUAAGCACCCUGAAUCCCAACCCCACCGACAGCUGUCCUCUCUACCUGAAUUACGCCACUGUAGCUGCUUUGCCUUCCAGGGUCAGCCGGCACAACAGUCCAUCUGCAGCUCAGUUCAUCACCCGCCUGGUUAGAAAUUGCCUCCCAGGAGGUGUCAACAGAUGUAUUGUUAUGGUGUGCGAGCGGUCUGAAGUCUUCGCUUCUGCCUGUGCGCUGGCCAGGGCUUUCCCGCUGUUCACGCAUCGGUCCAGUGCGUCAAGGCGCACAGAGAAGAAAACUGUAACGGUAGAGUUUUUCCUGGUUGGACAAAACAAUGGACCAAUAGAAGUGGCAACACUUAAAUGUCUGGCAAGUGCUGCAGAAGGAGUCAGACUGGCUGCUCGCAUCGUGGACACGCCGUGCAAUGAGAUGAACACAGAUAACUUCCUGGAGGAAAUCAAAAAAGUUGGCAAGGAUCUUGGGAUUACUCCUACCAUUAUUCGAGAUGAGGAACUGAAAGAGAGAGGCUUUGGAGGUAUCUACGGAGUUGGCAAGGCAGCUCUUCAUCCUCCAGCCCUAGCAGUUCUCAGUCACACUCCAGAUGGUGCUACACAGACCAUUGCAUGGGUGGGCAAAGGUAUUGUGUAUGACACCGGAGGGCUCAGCAUUAAGGGAAAGACUACUAUGCCUGGAAUGAAACGAGACUGUGGUGGAGCAGCUGCUAUUUUGGGUGCCUUCAAAGCCACUGUGAAGCAAGGUUUUAAAGACAAUCUUCAUGCUGUUUUUUGUUUGGCCGAGAAUGCAGUCGGACCACGCGCAACAAGACCUGAUGACAUUCAUGUUCUUUACUCUGGAAAAACUGUGGAAAUCAAUAACACUGAUGCGGAAGGUAGACUGAUACUGGCUGAUGGAGUAGCUUACGCGUGCAAAGAUCUUGGAGCUGAUAUCAUUCUGGAUAUGGCCACUCUCACAGGAGCUCAGGGAAUUGCUACAGGAAAGUAUCAUGCUGCUGUCCUUACCAAUAAUGAAGAGUGGGAAAAGGCUUGUGUUAAAGCUGGCAGGAACUGUGGAGACUUGGUCCAUCCUCUUGUGUAUUGCCCCGAGCUCCACUUCAGUGAAUUUACCUCUGCUGUAGCUGAUAUGAAGAACUCUGUGGCAGACCGAGACAAUACUCCAAGCUCCUGCGCUGGGCUUUUCAUUGCUUCUCACAUUGGCUUUGACUGGCCUGGAGUCUGGGUCCAUAUAGACAUCGCUGCACCAGUUCAUGCAGGUGAACGAGCGACUGGCUAUGGCGUGGCUUUGCUGCUGUCCCUGUUUGGAGGGGCAUCUGAAGACCCUUUGCUAAACCUGGUGUCCCCUCUGGGGUGCAAUGGAGACUCUCCU
Messenger RNA from Pterocles gutturalis (yellow-throated sandgrouse), 1377 nucleotides. RefSeq names its product aminopeptidase-like 1 (gene NPEPL1). Gene Ontology annotation, molecular function: metalloaminopeptidase activity; manganese ion binding. Gene Ontology annotation, cellular component: cytoplasm. The transcript is spliced from 11 exons. Lineage: Eukaryota; Metazoa; Chordata; Aves; Pterocliformes; Pteroclidae. The annotation marks the transcript as partial. Gene Ontology annotation, biological process: proteolysis. The record is from RefSeq and is a predicted model, not a curated record.